This is a messenger RNA of Fusarium poae, 1179 nucleotides long. RefSeq lists its product as uncharacterized. Bases 1 to 1179 code for a protein of 392 amino acids. NCBI's taxonomy places the organism in Eukaryota, Fungi, Ascomycota, Sordariomycetes, Hypocreales, Nectriaceae. The record is from RefSeq and is a predicted model, not a curated record. The transcript has 2 exons.
AUGGCUGCGAGAAUAAGCAGCGACUUGAACCAAGACUCGGCACGUCAGCUAGCUGUUUCUCUAUGGUCAUGGCAAGUCUGUCAAGGCUGCGUCGAGCUAAAGAGAUCACAGUGCAAUGAUCAGAAUUGCCCGAGUGGACGAAUGACUCAAAUCCAACGAUACUUGCAGUACUACGAAGCUGUUGUUUCAACAUAUGUGGAUGCAACGUCGACGCCAAGAGAUAUCAAUACCCAUUUGGAUAUCUUGACAAUCAUUUCAAUUCUAAAAUCACAUCCAGAUGCAACCUUGUCAGAGCUUCGCCGAAUAGCUUCACCCAACACCAACACUGCUACUCAGGCUCUCCACAGCAACAUCCAGGCUAAUACAGUUGCGCUUGGUGUCAAAACUAUGCUCAUGAUCGAUCCUUCAGCCCUCCAUCAUUCAUCUGACAGGCUUGAGAAAGGAACUUUCCGAGUGCACUGGAAAGAAGACGUUCCUUUGAGCAAAUACAUCCAGGACUCUUUUCCACUUGGUAAUCACAAUGUCCUCAGCUACAAUACUAGUGAGUUGUUCGCGGAUGUCAAGAGGCAACUUAGAGCUGUCAACCUCAAGAGAAGACUCAAAAUUACUAUCAGAGCGACAUCAGACAUACGAAAUCAUCUGCUGUUUGACAGGAGAAACAGCGUUUUGGAGAUUUAUCAUUAUACAUCGUUUCUCAAAGAACAGUUGAGGGUGACCAGAGAUCUCGGCGACUGUUCCAGCCCAUCUUCGUCUCUUAAAAAGGGCGUGCUACCGCGUCAGCUCGUCCUUGAAAUCCUAGACUCCCUUCAAGGAACUCUUUUCCCACUAUCCGAUCCCAAGUCCAAGAAACUUGCACGGUCACUCAUCAAAAAUUGUUCCUUCGACCCAGAUAUUCUCAAUUUCGAGUUCAGCUCAGUCAGACGUGUCGGGGAAGAGAGUGUGCCUUAUAUCUAUCUGGCCGAUCGCCUCGCGGAUCUGUACAACGAACUUGAGACCCCGCAGCCUCGCAGUUGGCUUCAACGAUCAAUGCAGAGAAAGAGUGGCGCAAGACAUGUGAUGAUGGCGACCUUGAUAGGGGUGGCCAUUGCUAUUAUCCUGGGAAUUGUGUCGCUUGCUGUCAGUUCAUACCAGACUUGGAUUGCAUAUCAGGCAUGGAAGCAUCCUGUUGAGCCUCACUAG